AUGUCCAUCACAUAUCUAUACAGCUCUUUGGCGGUCGCGCUUCUUGUCGCCCAGUCGGCCGCCCAGGGUGAGAUUGAUCCAAAUGACAUCGAGGCUGUGAAUGCAGCUGGUGCAUCUGGAAAGUCAGGAGGUGGGGGCAUGUCUACUGGAGGCAUGAUUGCGUUGUGUGUAAUCGUUGGCGUCGUUGUUAUCAUUGGAUUCUCCUCAGCAGCUCUUUUUUACGUGGCUAAGAAGCGUCAAUGGGCUAUGCGCGAAGCUCUCCGUCGAUCCGCCAAACAAGUCAUCCGAGCCGUCAAGACUCCUCUCACACCCCGGUUCCCUCGAGGCCAGCGACCACCUGCUGCGGAUAGUAACCGAGACCGGGCUACAAGGAACAGGGAAGCACCAAGGACGCAGCCGCCGCGAAAACCAACGGACGUGGAAAAGGAUGCCGUGGUUACAACUGACGAAGCCUCGAAGAGCUCCGAGACUAAGACUAGGGGUUGGAGCUCUUACUUCUCGCUCAACCGCUCGUGA
This is a messenger RNA of Aspergillus mulundensis, 516 nucleotides long. RefSeq lists its product as uncharacterized. Bases 1 to 516 code for a protein of 171 amino acids. The record is from RefSeq and is a predicted model, not a curated record. NCBI's taxonomy places the organism in Eukaryota, Fungi, Ascomycota, Eurotiomycetes, Eurotiales, Aspergillaceae. The transcript has 2 exons.